GGCAACAGAAAGAGUCCCCUCAUUAUUUCUACGGGAACGUGUCAUACUGGCUCACAUCUACAGGGAGAGCUUCAGGUGGAGGAUUUGGAGAAGCGGUUCUUUAUGUGAUUUACAGUAGCACUAAGAGCAGAUCCUGUGAGCUGUCACAUCGGAAACACCCCUGGAUUGAGAGGUGCAUGCUGAAGUGAUCUUUCUGAUCUAACCAGACAAGAGGACACAGUAAAGAGUAUUAUGACAAACUGAAAAUCAGACGAAAAGAUCAGCAUAAUAAAGGACUUUGGUUGUUCAGAAAGGUCAGUGACUACGAUGGUCUAGAGCCCCUGUCUGGCGUUGCCGUGGUAAUGGAGCUGAAGGUGUGGGUGGAUGGUAUUAUGAGGGUGGUGUGCGGCUUGUCAGAGCAGACAUCAUGCCAGGAGGUGGUGAUCGCACUGGCCCAGGCAAUCGGUCAAACGGGACGCUAUGUUCUGAUUCAGAAGCUACGGGAUACAGAGAGGCAGCUGCUGGCCAAUGAAAAACCUCUGGAGUCUCUGGCAAAUUGCGGACAGUAUGCCAACGACGUGCAGUUCAUCCUGCGGCGGACUGGCCCCAGCGCUAGCGAGCGACCCUCCUCCAGCAAAGACACCCAGCCUCCUGAAAGGACGUUUGUCAAGGCGAGUCUUCCCGUUAAAAACAGAGCUGAGGGCACAGAGCUGCCCAAACGCAGGGAGCCGAAGAAGUCCAUGACAUUCAGUUUGGGACCUAUGGGGACAGGGGAUCUUUCACCAAGGAGUAAAUUUAAGCAACACAGACAAAACGGAGGUGACUCCAGAGACACUAGGGACCAGGCUUCUCCUGUUGCCCACGUUUCCAAAGAGGACAUCUUCAAAAAGAUGCUGCUUCAGCAGGAGCAGCUUCACGCUCUGGAAUCACAGAUGAAGUCCCUGGAAUCAGAGAUCCACUCCUGGGAGAGGCCAACUGAGAAAGACCUGGAGGACGAGCUGUCCUUGCUGGAGCUCACAAUCAAGAAGAAUGGGGUGGAGCUGGAGGAGGGGGAGUUCUGGGAGAGCGAGCUGCAGAUUGAGCAGGAGAGCGAGCAGGCCAUGCAGAGGCACCUGAAUGACCUGCACAAGGCCCUGCAGGACUGCGCCCACAAACUCUCCAACUUCAGCAGCAAGUCGGAGUCCCUGGAGCGCAACAUCCAGCUGGAUAGCGCAGAGUGGACCAAAAAGAGCAAAUCCGCCUCGAGACUGAGUCACACAGAUCCAGAGGAGGCCCUGGCCAGGAUGAAAGACGAGAUAGAGGCCAAGAUCAAGCUGAGCAUCGAGCUGGAAACCUACCUGAGCGUCACAGAGAGAGCCGUGCAGGAGGCUGAGAGAAUCCUUCAGAUGAAGGAACAGGAGCAGGAGGAGCUGAACAAGGAGCUGAGGCAGUGUAACCUCCAGCAGUUCAUCCAGCAGACUGGGACCCCCGUAACAGCCCAGCACCCCCACAGCGAGCAUGCAGAGCAGCCGGACAUACCCGCAGAGCCCCUGCCAUACAGCCACACAAACGGGGGGUCUCCAAUCCCAAACACAGACUCCCCUCCACGGCCCACAGCUAAACAGUUCCUGGGUAACCCUCGCAACCUCCAGAAUCCACUUGUGUCCAGCUUGAAUCCAGAGGUCCUAUCAUCAAGGGAGACCACCUGGAGGUAGCUUGGGGCCAGCAAGCAGAGGAAAGGUGCAGAUCACUGUAUAUCAAACUAUAUAUUUUUAUCCUAUAAAAUGAAAUCUAUUUUUGUUAGUUUUUUUUCGCAAAAUGACAUACUACAAAAGCAUGAAAUAGAAAUAUUUUGUCACAGGAUGCCCUUUUAUUUUACUGAUGUAUUACUUUGAACUGUAUGUGUAUAAAUAUAUUAAAGUUUAUGUGUGCUA
Acipenser ruthenus (sterlet) is the source of this 1892-nucleotide messenger RNA. Its product is annotated as ras association domain-containing protein 8-like. NCBI's taxonomy places the organism in Eukaryota, Metazoa, Chordata, Actinopteri, Acipenseriformes, Acipenseridae. The coding region runs from base 342 to 1673 and encodes 443 amino acids. Gene Ontology annotation, biological process: signal transduction. The record is from RefSeq and is a predicted model, not a curated record. The transcript has 8 exons.